This is a messenger RNA of Aspergillus niger, 150 nucleotides long. RefSeq lists its product as hypothetical. Bases 1 to 150 code for a protein of 49 amino acids. Lineage: Eukaryota; Fungi; Ascomycota; Eurotiomycetes; Eurotiales; Aspergillaceae. The record is from RefSeq and is a predicted model, not a curated record. The transcript has 2 exons.
AUGGGGUCUCCUUCUCACGGGACUCAGGCCUCUGUUGCACAGAUGACCUUUCGCUCCAUGCCAGGGAGAGACGCUAAAGACGCUUGCCUGCACGAUCAUCGUGCUUCAGACUGGUCAUACGGAGCCACAAAGGUUACAUUGCAGCGAUAA